Messenger RNA from Rhipicephalus sanguineus (brown dog tick), 1466 nucleotides. Its product is annotated as cobalamin binding intrinsic factor. NCBI's taxonomy places the organism in Eukaryota, Metazoa, Arthropoda, Arachnida, Ixodida, Ixodidae. The transcript is spliced from 8 exons. The record is from RefSeq and is a predicted model, not a curated record. Gene Ontology annotation, molecular function: cobalamin binding. Gene Ontology annotation, biological process: cobalamin transport. The coding region runs from base 109 to 1440 and encodes 443 amino acids.
GCGAUCUGAUAAGAGGACGACUGUCGCUGGCCCUCGAAGCGACGUUCACUUGACGGCGGAGGAGCUGGCUCAAUCCGUGGAGAUCCACUGGGCGCACAGAGGGACAUCAUGAAAGGAAGCGUCCACGAUCCCGCUGGUGCCCUGGCUCGGCGAUCCCUACUACUGGCCCUUCUCUGCAUUGUUCCGCCGCUGGCUGUGAAUGGCUUUCAGCUCGACGGGCCGCCGGACACGCAGGGGCUGCCGGCUACCGAGGAGGAGGCCCUAGGACGUGCGCGCUCCUGGCUCAAGGCGCACCCGUGCCACCAGUACAGGGUCCCGGCGGGCCCCGGUGAGGCGCACCAGCGGACUCUGGCGCUGGCGCUGGUCGAUCCGGCUUUCUUCGACCGCUGCUCCACGGAGGCCCUGCUGCACGUGCGCGAGUUGCAGCACCAGCUGCUCGUCCAGCUCCCCACGACGGCGGAGAAGGGACAGCUGGCUUUGCACGUUCUGGCGCUGUCCGCAUCCUGCCAGCCCAUCCGGGACCCGACAGGCCGCAAUCUGGCCGUGCUGCUGCGGAAGAAGUCGACCGACCCGGUUCCGCGCAACCGCUUCUCAGAGGCCCUCCAGCUGCUGGCCCUCUGCUCGCUAGGAGACCGUGGCCGGAAGCUUACCGACAAAGCCAUGGCGAACGUCCAAGAGCUGGCCUCCGAAAGCCCAGCUGCUGUCAUGGACUCCCUUGCCGUUAAUGUCCUAGCCAUGGCUUGUUUGACCGACAACCAACUUGGAAGUCGCUCGGCAGCUGUCCACGAUGCGCUCAGACCUGUGGCUCAGCUGCAGCAGCGAGACGGAAGCUUUGGGAACGUGCACACCACGGGCCUUGUGACCCAGGCUCUCGUUGCCGUCGACCCAGAGACCCAGCAUCUGCGUUGGCGCCGGCAGGACGCCCUGAACUUCCUCCGGCGCUCGCAGCACAGGGACGGUCACUUCGGCGGCCUUCUAGCCACCGCCCAGGCUGCGCCACUGCUGGCCGGAAGGACGCUCGCUGAUCUCGCUUCGCACGCUCGGCUAUUCUGCUCCACGGAGGACAAUGCUUCGGCAUCGGCGCUGUUAGAACCAGGAGAAGUUAGCGUGUGGUAUUCACUCUGGGUCGGAGACGACGCCACAAAUCGGUCGAGCACCACAGUGUGGGUUCACCGGAACGCCACAGUGUUUGACGUCAUGAAGGCUGCAGCAAGAAAGGACACCCGAUUCAGGUUCGAAUAUGACACGGCCAGCAGCCUCGGUCCGUACGUGAUCUCCCUGUCCGGAGUGCUGCGCGACGUGGAGACGGGCCACUUUUGGCUGGCACACACUAUGAACUUCGCCACGGGGCUCGUAACGCCGUUGUCCGUCGGAAUCGGGACUCACGUUGUAAAAGACUCCGAUCACGUGAUUAUGUGGUACAAACAUGUAGUUUAUUGAAAAGCGUUCUAAUAAAAUCUAAUUCU